AUGCUUUUCGCGCUGUUCGUCGUCAUCGUCGUCGGCGUCAUACCCGGUGCCGCUCAAGACAUGGCGCGGCCGCUACCGAGGAUGGAUGUGUGGUACUACAUCCAGAAAUACUUGAGGCCGUGGUGGAUGCAGUGGCUGCUGACAGUUUUGAUCUUCGUCUCCUUCCUCAUCUUGUCUCAGCUCAGCUGGUUUAUGCCGCCGGACCGCAAUGGCCUAGAUCAGUCCAUGCGGCGGCGGUAG
Besnoitia besnoiti is the source of this 240-nucleotide messenger RNA. RefSeq lists its product as uncharacterized. Lineage: Eukaryota; Apicomplexa; Conoidasida; Eucoccidiorida; Sarcocystidae. The record is from RefSeq and is a predicted model, not a curated record. The coding region runs from base 1 to 240 and encodes 79 amino acids. The transcript has 4 exons.